UCUUCGUCCUCGCCUUCCUCCCUCCGCACUUUACUUCUUCUUCCUUGGUCACCUUUGUCGGUCGUUGCCAUGUUUCCCUUUUCCUUCUGGAUGUUUCCUAAUUGGAGUUGGUCGUGUAUAUUCCUAGCGCUUUUUCUAUUCCGCUAUGUGAGAUUAUAUAUCAACCUGGCCGCUUAUUGGUCGUAUAGACCAAUCCAGCCUAUCGAGGAGCCGACCGUCACGUCACAAGACAUGACUGUUAUUAUACCGACCGUGGCCGAGGAUAUCCAGCAACUCAAGGAAACAGUUCAGACUGCAUAUCGCCUGGAACCUUUUGAGGUUCUUCUCGUGACCCCGGAUUCGCGAGUCAAGCGUGUAUACCAAAUGGUCGAGGAGCUCGGUUGCCCAAAGAGAUUACAGGUUCUGUCCGUUAGCCAGGCAAACAAGCGCCGACAGCUUUCUCGGGCCAUUCCCGAAGUGCAGACCAAGAUCACCCUUUUGCUCGACGACGACGUGUGGCUACCGGAGAAGUUUACAAAAUGGAUUUUAGCGCCCUUUGAAGACUCACGCGUGGGUGGCGUGGGCACGAAUCAGCAGCUCCGCCGACUCGACCGAUCCAGCAUCUGGGAGUUCCUUGGUGCGAUCUACUUGGUACGCCGCAACUUCGAUUGUACAGCUUGCAAUUGGAUAGAUGGGGGGCUUCCAUGUCUCUCUGGACGAGCAGUGGCAUAUCGAUCCGAAAUCCUCCAAGAUCCCAACUUUACCUACGGAUUCACACACGAAACAUGGGGAAGCGAUCACUUCCUCAAUGCCGAUGACGACAACUUCAUCACACGAUGGCUAUUUUCACACAACUGGAAAAUCCAGCUCCAAAACCACCGCGAGUGCGAAGUGGAGACGACAUUGGAAGAUGACUCCAAGUACCUCCGGCAGUGCCUUCGAUGGGUACGCAGCAACUGGAGGAGCAAUCUGACCAGCUUGAGCGAGCUGCAUAUGUGGAUGAACUACCCUUGGUCACUAUAUGCCGUUUUCCAAACCACGAUCACGCAGUGGGCGUUCGUCAUCGACUGCGUGCUAUUCGCUUGCUUCUACUUUGCGCUGUCGGAUGCUGGAUACUACUCGGCCCAGGAUGUGGGCGAGGAUGGGGCUCGAAGCCUGAAUUGGCAGCGGGCGCUGCUCUGGGCCCUCUUUGCCGGGCAUUGGCUGUUCUCCAAGACGAUCAAGCUAGUGCCCCAUUUGCUGCGAAACCCGGGCGAUGUUCGAUUCGUGCCCGUGUCGGUGCUGUUUGGAUAUUUCCACAAUCUCAUCAAGAUGUACGGGUGCAUCACGGUCACAGAGACCACCUGGGGCACCCGUGAGGGCGCUGACGCCGACGACAACAUCAGAAUGAUUCCCAUCCCCAACAUGGCCGCCAUCACCCCGCCGUCCACCCCUCCGCCUCAAGGGCGACGCAUGCUCCGCGAGCGAGGCACACCGAUGACCGCCAUGCCUUGA
Periconia digitata is the source of this 1473-nucleotide messenger RNA. The record is from the annotation of a GenBank genome assembly. Lineage: Eukaryota; Fungi; Ascomycota; Dothideomycetes; Pleosporales; Periconiaceae.